UCAAAUAGAGGUGAUGCAUUCCAAGGAGAAGGUCCUAAUGUUAUGUCAUCUUCAUCACUCCAAGAUGAGUCAUUGCCAUCUCCUGGUAUGAAUUCAUUCGAUCUAAAUACAAAUAGUGAAGAUGCUAGUUUUAACUCAUCUCAGAGGCCAAUGGGUGUGAAAAAAGCAAAGAGAAAACAACAAUCUGAGGAACAAUUUAAACAACUCAUGGAGCAAAAUGAUAAGCUUAUCAAAGCUAUUACUAAAGGUACUGCUGAAAGAAAUGAAAUUCAAAGACAGAAGGUUGAGGUACAACGAAUGAAACAAGAGAAUAAAAUACUAUUCACAGAUUUGAGUACUGUAACUGAUCCAGCAUGUCGUGCAUACAUUGAAAACGAAAGAGCAAUAAUUUUGAGAAGAAGAGCAGCAACAAACCAAAAUGAAGAACACGGAGAAGGUUCUCAAAGCCAGUAUUUUGGAUCCCAAUAUCGAGCAUCCCAAAAUCAAGAAGAUUUAGUUCAAGGAGAACAUGUUCAAGGACAACAAUCUCAAGGUGAAGACCAACCAAAUUUUAGUCAGUACUAUGAUUAUCUUAGUGGAAAUAAUUUUCCUGGAAAUUAGAUUGUUGUU
This is a messenger RNA of Camelina sativa (false flax), 609 nucleotides long. Lineage: Eukaryota; Viridiplantae; Streptophyta; Magnoliopsida; Brassicales; Brassicaceae. The record is from RefSeq and is a predicted model, not a curated record.